Messenger RNA from Diaporthe citri, 990 nucleotides. RefSeq lists its product as uncharacterized. The transcript has 2 exons. The record is from RefSeq and is a predicted model, not a curated record. Gene Ontology annotation, biological process: carbohydrate metabolic process. NCBI's taxonomy places the organism in Eukaryota, Fungi, Ascomycota, Sordariomycetes, Diaporthales, Diaporthaceae. Bases 1 to 990 code for a protein of 329 amino acids. Gene Ontology annotation, molecular function: hydrolase activity, acting on carbon-nitrogen (but not peptide) bonds.
AUGGCUGAAGCAUACAACCCCGACCCGCAGUAUGAAUUCACCCGUAACUUCAAGGGUUACGGUGAGGCUGGUCUGAACGUCAAGUGGCCAAACGACGCCAAGAUCGCCGUCUCGUUCGUCAUCAACUACGAAGAGGGCGGCGAGCGCAGCGUCCUCGCCGGAGACGGCCAGGCAGAGACCAACUUGAGAGAGAACCCCCUUGGGGCUGCCAAAGUCAACGAGCGCGACUACAGCGCCGAGUCGGAAUACGAGUACGGCAGCCGCUCAGGCUGGUGGCGUCUGUUCCGGCUGUUCAUCAAGUACAAGAUGAAGUUCACCCUGUACGCAGUUGCCCAAGCCGUGGAGAAGCAGCCCGAGGUCGUCCAGAGAUGUGUGGAGGAGGGACACGACAUCGCGUCACACGCCUAUCGAUGGAUCGACUAUCACGGUCUCACUGCCGAACAGGAAAAGGACUACAUCCGCAAGGGCAUCGCGUCUCUUAAGUCCUUGUCCGGCUACGCACCGCGAGGGUGGUACUACGGGCGUCCAAGCCCACGCUCCAGGGCCCUCGUCCCCCAAGUCUACGAAGAGCUGGGCGAGGAGCUCUUGUGGGCCUCGGACACGUACGCCGACGACGUGCCGUACUGGAUCGACCUCCCGGCGGAGCAAGACUCGCCGGACCCCAAGGGCUGCCUCAUGGUGCCGUACUCCUACGACUGCAACGACUUCAAGUUCCAUGUCGUUGGGUCGGGGUUCCGUGACCCCCAAGGGUUCUAUGACCACAUCAAGAACGCUUUCGAUAUUCUGUAUGCGGAAGGGGAAGAGGGCAAGCCCAAGAUGAUGACUGUUGGUCUGCACUGCCGUAUCAUUGGGAGGCCUGGUCGCUUCAAGGCCCUGCAGGACUUUGUGGACUACAUUAGCAAGAAAGAGGGCGUGUGGGUAGCGACGAGGAGCGAAAUUGCCGAGGCGUUCAAGCAGCAAUUCCCGUACAAGAAGGGUCAGCUUGCUUGA